Messenger RNA from Gigantopelta aegis, 6955 nucleotides. Its product is annotated as E3 ubiquitin-protein ligase MIB2-like. Gene Ontology annotation, biological process: protein ubiquitination. NCBI's taxonomy places the organism in Eukaryota, Metazoa, Mollusca, Gastropoda, Neomphalida, Peltospiridae. The record is from RefSeq and is a predicted model, not a curated record. Gene Ontology annotation, molecular function: protein binding; ubiquitin-protein transferase activity. Bases 1737 to 3398 code for a protein of 553 amino acids. The transcript has 14 exons. Gene Ontology annotation, cellular component: cytoplasm.
GACGUGUCAAAUAUCUGCUGCAUGUAACGUAGUCCGGACGGACACAGUAGGCCAAUUGCCUCAAUGUGCGCCCUGGAUUACAUGUAACGAUGCAACCUCAGUUGAAUGUCUAAAUAUCUGAAAGUGAAGCAGCAGGACGUGAAGACUAUUCUACAUAAACAAAACCUGAACUGAAUGUCUAUCUAAAAAUAAAAACAAAUAAAAACAUAAAUCAUCAAAACUUGAAAACAGACUAUUCUACAUGAACAACACAUGUUGAAUAACUAUCUUCAAAGUAAAGCAGCAUAGCUUGAAGACAAAGAUUGUUAAAAAACCUGAGUUGAAUGUCUACUAGAAAAAAAAUAAUGUAACAGAGCUUGGGGACAAAUACUAUUCAAGAUUAACUAUCUGAGUUGAAUGUCCGACUACCUGAAAGUAAAAGCAGAACCUGAAGACAAAACUUAUUGUAGAACAACUUGCAUUGAAUAUCUGACUGUCUAAAAGUAAAUGAGCGGAACGUGAAGACAAAACUUAUUCUGGAACAACUUGCAUUGAAUGUCUGACUAUCUGAAAGUAAAUGAGCAGAACGUGAAGACAAAACUUAUUUUGGAACAACUUGCAUUGAAUGUCUGACUAUCUGAAAGUAAAUGAGCAGAACGUGAAGACAAAACUUAUUCUGGAACAACUUGAAUUGAAUGUCUGACUAUCUGAAAGUAAAUGAGCAGAACGUGAAGACAAAACUUAUUUUGGAACAACUUGCAUUGAAUGUCUGACUAUCUGAAAGUAAAUGAGCAGAACGUGAAGACAAAACUUAUUCUGGAACAACUUGAAUUGAAUGUCUGACUAUCUGAAAGUAAAUGAGCAGAACGUGAAGACAAAACUUAUUCUGGAACAACUUGAAUUGAAUGUCCGACUAUCUGAAAGUGAAGCAGCAGGACGUGAAGACUAUUCUACAUAAACAACCUGAACUGAAUGUCUAUCUAAAUUUAAAAAAAAAUUAAAACGUAAAUCAUCAAAACUUGAAAACAGACUAUUCGACAUGAACAACACGUGUUGAAUAACUAUCUGCAAAGUAAAGCAGCAUAGCUUGAAGACAAAGACUGUUAAAAAAACCUGAGUUGAAUGUCCAUCAGAAAAAAAAAAUGUAACAGAGCCUGGGGACAGAUACUAUUCAAGAUUAACUAUCUGAGUUGAAUGCCCGACUAUCUGAAAGUAAAUGAGUAGAACUUGAAGACAAAACUUAUUCUGGAACAACUUGAGUUGAAUGUCUUACUAUUUGAAAAGUAAAGCAGCAGAGCAUGCAGGCAACAAUAUUUCAAAAUCUUAGGUAACCGGAAGUCAGUUCACGUGAGUUUUACUUAGGUAACCGAUUGUUCGGUUACAUGAAUACAGUUCUCGUAACCUAUGCGUUAGGCCUGCCUAAUCCUAAAACACUUAAACUACAGUUCUGUGCUACAUUGGUGGUUCGAAUGAAUUUAAGACAACUGAUUUUCUCUUUCAUUACUGAUAUAUGGUACUUUAAAUUUUAGAAUGUAAUAGUUCACCACGUAACCGAUUGGCAGUUCUUGUGAUUUUAAAGUUGCGUAACUGACAUGCAAACAGAACAACAGUUUUCGUGAAAUAUUGUGCCCUGAGCAUGGAGACAAAGACUAUUCUAAGUUAACUAUCGGAGUUGAAUAUCUAACUAUCUGAAAAGAAAAUCUGCAGAGUUUGGGGACGAAGUCUUUCUAGAUUAAAAUAGCUGUUUGAAGAAAAUCAUGAAUCCUGACAGUGGAGGACCACCCGAGUUGACAGAGGCUUCCAAACUGGCGGUUGGCAGUAUAGUAAGAAUUAACAGUGACCAGAGCAGACUAAGAUGUUUACAGAAGGAACACAGGGCAUGGAGUGAUGAAAUGCAACAGGUUGUGGGUAAAGUGGGCCGAGUUACUAAGAUAGAUUCUGACGGUGACCUGGCAGUUCGGUUUGGCAGCAAAACCUUCAGCUUCAACCCCGCGUGCUGUCUUCCUGCCUCGCCGUCGGACCUCAGUUUGGAUCCCGCCUGGCAAGGUCACUCACAAACUCUAGGAGAGAAGGAAGAACCUUUAAAACUUGGUGAUUUUACAGCUUUGUCUGCCUCGAAGACGUCAGGUGUGCAGCUACUGCAGUCGUUACACAGCCUGCCCGCUGAAGUCGUGUACAGUGAGGUUAUUAAGGCAACGGAAGCUGGCGACGUGGAAGCUGUUAAGAAAUUCUUCGAGUCCAAACCGAACCUAGUGAAUGACAUACCUGACAACACUUACAAGUGUCUACACCUCGCGGCAAAGAAUGGGAAGCUGGAGAUUGUGAAAUUUCUCGUGGAAAAAGGCUUUGACAAAGACUCCAGGGAUGGGUCCGGAAACACAACUCUUCUAGUAGCAGCCGACCAAAAGCAUACAGACAUAGUGCAAUUUUUAAUUCAAUCUGGAGCCGACAUAAACAUCUCCAACGACAACGACCGGAGUGUUCUUCACACAGCUGCAAUCAAGGGGCAGACCGCUCUUGUUCAUGAGUUAAUGAUGCGUGCAUGUGACGUCAACGUUAUGGACAGUGCUGGUGAUACUCCUCUCCAUGAUGCGAUAGCUAAAGACGAAACCUCCUGCGCAGAAAUGCUUCUGACGUCACCAGUUAUAGACCUGACUAUUGCCAAUGAGAGAGGAUUCACCCUUAUCCACUGGGCUGCCUUUCACGGCAGAGAAAGGAUUACACAGCGAAUUCUGCAAAGGGACCCAAGUCUCGUCAAUUUGACCAAAGAUGACGGUUUUACCGCUCUGCAUCUUGCAGCUCUGAACAAUCGCCCAGCUAUUUUGCGACUGCUUAUUGCACAGGGUGCUGAUGUUAACUUGAAAACCACCGAUUCAGGACCAGCUGCAAUACAUUUAGCUUGUCAUCACGAUUACGUGGAUUGUAUUGAAGUCCUUGUUUCUGGAGAUGCCGAUAUAAAUUUGGUGGAUGACAACGAGAACACAGCAUUGCAUUUGAUAAUGGGUGAAACAAGAGAUAUCUUCAUGCAUAAAGGAAAAACUGUGAAGGUGGAGAAAAAGCGAAGGGCCAACAUGCAGGUUCGAUCCAAACUUGCUACAUACCUAGUGCAGCAUGGCGCUGAUGUGAAUAUCAAAAACAAGAAAGGACAAACACCUUUUGACCUCUGCAAUUCAAAAAUACUGAAGAAAGCAGUUUCAGCUGCAUUGGAUGGAAGUAGUGUCGACAGCAUACCUAAAGCCACGCCCAUGGACACACUGCUGUGCUGCAAGUGCUUUGAACGUACAGCUGACGUCACGUUGCCAUGUAACCACAAGAUGACGUGUAGCGAAUGCUCUGAGGGUGUGACUUCAUGUCCACUUUGUGGAGAAGCUGUUUCAAAACCUGACAGCGAAGAUGGACAACAAAUUGAGGAAACAUGAGGCUAGAAGUGGAAAUAGAACUACACUAGAAAAACACAUCUUUUGCUGAUUGCUGUUGUUGAUACAGUAUAAUGUACACGGACCUGAGUCACUUUCAGUUGGCCAUUCACACGUUGUUUUCUGAAAUAUAUUCUGUGCAGUUUUGAAGAAUACCGUUGUUGAUAAAACCCAACUUCAUAGUGAAUUACUACUGGAACUUAUUUUCUACUGAGUGUUUGAUACAUCCCUGAUUCUAUUGUUGCGGUGUCAUAUUUACAGUAACAUUAUUUUAGUCAUUAUUGUGCACAUUUUGUUCCACAAACUAUCUAAUCUUUGUUGUUUCUUUAAUUAAAACAAAACCACAUUCAUUAUCAGUAACAACCUACUAAGUAGCAUAUCUACGUUUGUGUGGACAUUCAGAACAUAAAACCAAAAAAACCUGUUUAAAUUAAUUUCAAGACUUUUAAUAGCACUGACUGAUAUCAGCACAUGUUUUAUAUUGUAUGACAGUUCUAUCUUUCUUGAUGUCAGACCAUGUAUAGUUAGUAAACAUAAAGCGUAACAUGUUAAAGAUAAUUAAUGAGGUUAUAUUUAUUCGACUAUAUUCUAUUGCAUAAUUUAUUAUCAAAUAUUUAUUGGGUAAAGUAAAAAACAAAACAUAUAUAAACAGGAACCCCCCUAAAACAAACAACAAACUGCAAAUAUAUUCAGCACAUAUUUUUCUCCUAUGUAAUAAACAAAUAAACUCAACAUGGUUCGCUUAAAAUUUAUACAAAAAGAAACUUUUACCUUUUAAACCCACCAACAUUUUAGCUUUAUUUUAGCAUAUAUACAUACUAACUAGAAAACAACUUUAGCUGCUCAUAACGGGUUUUUAACACCAAAUGAGAAAACCCCCAAUUAUUAACUGAAAUACCAAUAACACGUAUUUGACUGUCCGUAAAUAGAUAAUAACUGAUUACUGUUUUAAUUAAAAUAUUGGCUUUAUCUUGCUUAUCAGAGAAACCCAAUCCAGUUCUAGUUGAUAAUGAAAACAAAAUAUUCAAAGAUUAAGGAGUUACUGUUUUAAACUAUCGGCUUUACCCUGGUAAGGUUAGAAUGGCGAAUUCGCCAUUCGACCUUAGGAGGAUAAAGCCGAUAUCUUGAGACAAUAACCAUUUAUUUUAUUUAUCCCGCAAUCAUGCAUAAUACGAAAAAUAAAUGAAAUGAACCAUGAAUAUAGAAUUGUAUCUAGCCAUCAUAAUUAUUUUGUCAAGUUUUUUUAUAUAUACAUGUAUAUAUAUAUAUAUAUAUAUAUAUAUAUAUAUAUAUAUAUAUAUAUAUAUAUAGUACUGGCCGUCCUGUGAUUGUCCAUUAAUUAAUUGUAUAUUUAAUAAAGACCUUCAACUAUAUCAUAAUCAUUGUAAAGCUCUGCACACAUUCCUUUCAUAAAACAUAGGUGAAAUGUUUACAGCAAAACACCAAUUUCAAAACACGACAUUGCUACUUUUAACUGGAAAAGAAGACUUUCCUUGUCAAAUAUCUAUUAUUUGUGCCUAUUAAAUACAAUUUACAUGUAUAUACCUUAGUAACACGUAUAAGCACUAUAUUUAAAGAAUAUUGGACGUUCAAGAGUGGGUUUAUAAUCAACGCCAUUUCUAGGAAAGAAGGUAAAAUUAGUUGAAUAUUUAUAUUUAUGCAUUUUUAAAUCUCGUUAUAACCUAAGUAGCAUCUCUAUGUUUGUGUGGACGUUCAGAACAUAAAACAAAAGAAAAGUGUUUGAACUAAUUUCAAGACUUUUAAUAGCACUGACUGACUGCAGCACAUGUUUUAUAUUGUAUGGAAGUUCUACCUUUCUUGAUAUCAAACCACGUAUAGUUAGUAAACAUAGAGUGUAACAUGUUAAAGGUAGUUAAUGAGGUUAUAUUUAUUCGACUAUAUUCUAUUGCAUAAUGUAUUAUUAAAUAUUUACUGGGUCAAGUAAAAUAUAUAUAUAUAUAUUAUAUAAAGUCAACAAAAGAAAGAAAAACAAACAACAUACUGCUAAUAUAUUCAGCUCAUAUUUUUCUCCUACAUAACAAAGAAAUAAACUCAACAUGGUACACUUAAGAUUCUUAUAUAAAAAAAACCUUUUAUUUGUUAUAACCAUUAACGUGUUAGCUUUAUUGUAGAGUAUACACUAACUAGAAAACAACUUUCCCUGCUCAUAACAGACUGCCUAGCACAUAAUUAAAAAAAUACCCUGUAACUGCAAUCAGUAAAAUGAGAAUGACUCAGUGGUUACUGUAUUAGAUAUCGGCUUUACCUUGCGUAUCAAAGGAACCCCAUCCAGUUCUAGUAGUUAGUGAAACAAAAUAUUCAGAGAUUAUAUAGUUACUUGUUUAAAGUAUGAAUUCGCUAUUCGACUGUAGGAGGAUAAAGCCGAUAUCUUAAGACAAUAACCAUUUAUUUUAUUUAUCCUACAAUCAUGCAUAAUACGAAAAAUAAAUUAAAUGAACAGUUUCAAUUCUCGACCUUUUCAUUUUACUGAGUAGUAGUGUAGCGUUCCUGGUUUUCAGUCUGUCUAUCUUUUCAUAUUUUCCUUGGUUAUUAUAUUCAGUUAAGAUUCUGAUUAUAUCUCUUACUAAUUACAUUAACAGCAUGAUCUAACUCUACUCACUUAUGAAUAUCAGGAACGUUAUUUUCUCAUUGCUACGAGGGAUAAUACAAUAAGUGUUGUGCAACCGUUUUAAAUGUUGUCGGCAGAAGUCCGUGCAAGAGUGUGGCCUGACUGAAUCAACCAAUCAGGUUUGUCAAGUUAGAUUAUUUUUUGACGCACGUUAUUCAUCCCCACUUGCGCUCGGGUUGUUUUUCUGUGAGGUUAGUUUUUGUGUGCUGUGUUGUUUUUCGUUUUAUAUAUAUGUAAACAUGUUUGCUUCCAUUCCUAGCUGUCUGCCCAUUUAUACAUACGUUUAACCAAUGUAUAUCUUAUAAGUUUCGGUUAUUAAAAUUAUAAAUUAACUACGUAAAGCGAGUCAGGCAAUGACCCGUGUUACGUGUAAGGUGUAAUCGUCCCAUAUAAUAAUUCCAUGUUUUUACCGUGCACGAACUGUCCGCUUAAUCGUUUUGGCUGAGUUAGAGAAUGGACGACCCGUCUGAAUAAAUUAAACCUGAUUAAAUUAGGAUCUCGUUGAUUUUAAUAAGCGGUCUUCGUCAUUGUCGAUGGUUUGUAACCCCAUUCCGAAUAAGUGAGUCCUAAUUAUAUGGAUUAACGACUACUUUAAUAGGAUGUUUUGGUUAAAAAUAGCUUUGAAGGGGGCUGUCCAAUAUAUAUGAUUUAACGGAGUUCGCGUACACCGGCAUGGAUGGGUAAUCGUGUACGGUGUAGAGCCUAAUUAUUUGGUGUGUGCUGUCCUGCAGAUAUAAAUUUAAUUCCGCGAAUAUUCUCUUCGUCGGGAUUAUCCACGACACAUUCAUACACAACCCUAAAUAUAAAUAUUUAUUUGUAUGGAUAUGUGGGUGUAAAUUUAUUUAUUUAGUGGUAUUCAAUUCAUAUAUGGAUCUUGGAGGACUACCAUACAUAUUUGUUAUUUGUUUGUACUCGAAUAAAUGUGUAAUCU